This is a messenger RNA of Xyrichtys novacula (pearly razorfish), 14469 nucleotides long. NCBI's taxonomy places the organism in Eukaryota, Metazoa, Chordata, Actinopteri, Labriformes, Labridae. The record is from the annotation of a GenBank genome assembly.
AUGAACCCACAUCUGAAUCCAGCACCAGAUCUCAACAUAAUCCUUCUUGGGAACAGUGGAGUGGGUAAGAGUGCUUCAGGAAACACCAUUCUGGGGCGGACAGCGUUUACAUCAAAAUUAUCCUUUGAACCAGUGACAAAGGAAAUCACUGUAAAAGAAGGAACUGUGUUUGGGAAGAAGAUCUCAGUGAUUGACACUCCAGGAGUGUUGCGCUCUGAGGGUGAGAUUCGGACCUGGGGCCUCAUGUAUCAACACUUGCGUGAGACUCAUACCUGAAACACGCGCACGCAAGGUCCGUCACGCUGAAAAAAAUUUGUAUGUAUCAAGGUGUGCAGGAGCCAAAAGCCACGUGUGUUUCCUUGAUAAAUCCCAAUCAGCGUGGAAUUGAGCGCAGAUGUCAGAGUGACAGGGCCCGCCCCCGUUACGCCCACUAUGCAGAUUUAUUUAAAUAGGGUCUCCCUGUCCUUGCAGGCAGACAAAAUGACAAGAAAAAUGAAAUUUACGGCGUGCGAGGUGGAGUUGCUGGUGGCGGAGGUGGAGGAGCGACAGUUUUGUUUGGCAGCCUGUCCAGUGGCGUCAGUGCAAAACGAAAAUGCUUGGAGUGGGAGAAAGUUUGCGAGAGGGUGAAUGCGGUGGGUUCCGAGACACGCACCCCCGCGAAGAUUAAAAAAAGUGGUCGGACCUCAAGGUGGAGGUCAAGCAGUGUACAGCUGCCCUCCGGAGGAGUACCGGCCAGACAGGUGGGGGUCCGGGGGAGGAGACCCUCACGCCGUUUGAGCAGCGGAUGGUGGCGAUUAUGGGGGGCGCCUCUGUGGGGGGGAUUGUCGCCGCUACCCGCGGCGACUCAGACAGCCUGCCGGAGGGUAAGUGGCGUGUCACACAAAUGUCCACAUGCUUUGCCAUAGAUGUAAACGCAACAGAUACACAGAAGCAGGAAUUGAAAUGAACCAAUAUUUUUAUUGUGUCACAGAAAUCAAUGUGUCGGCCGUGUCGCCGGCUUGUGGAACCCCGGCCCGCAGCAGCCCGUCUGCCGGCUCGGAGUUGUCGGCCAAGACCAGCGGCAUUCGGGCCACCCCGGCCCCUGGCCCCAGCACCAGCACCAGCACGCCGACAAGCAGUGGAGCGUCCACCAGCCGCGGCGCUUCCGCUGGACCACCCGGACGCAGUGGAAGGGUCCUCACGGAGGCGGUCCUGCAAUUGCAGGAAGAAAUCAUCAGGGGUAUCGCGGAUAUCAACAAGCGGCUGGACCGGCUCGUAAAUGUCCUCGAGCGUCUGGUGGCGAAAAUAAAUAGAUUUUGCUCAUUGAACUGUGUAUUCACUUCUUACCCAUUCACAUUGUGGCGAUGAGAUUCUCCCACACGAGGACGGUGGCCCAGCAGGGAUCAGCUCGCAUCCCUCCGUCUGCUGCUGGUUCUUCAUGUGGGGCGACGUGCUGCUCGGCCACGGGGAUGUGGUGCAGGUGUGCCACAUUGUGGAGGACGCCACACGCCAUCACAAUGCAGCACACCUUCUCUGGGCGAUACAUGAGCAAACCGCCACUCCGGUCCAGACAGCGCCACCAACCCUUUAAAUGGCCGAUGGCCCUCUCCACCACUGACCGAGAGCGAGAGUGGAGAUGGUUGUACCUCCGCUCUCGGUCAGUGUGGGGUUUGUGGAGAGGGGUCAUCAGCCAGGUCCUGAGGGGGUAGCCACUGUCACCCUCAGAAAAAGCACAGUGUGUUAAGUCUUGAGCUUGAUGCGUUGUAAUAAUAGCAAGCAAUAAGCAAUCAAUAACCCACAACAUCCAUCGAGUACUCCCAAUCAAACACAGAGUACAAUACAUCAGCGUUGCACACAUUUGGUUCAAGUCACUGAUGCACAUCGAGUUCCUUGAAUAACAUUAUAUCAUUACAUAUUUACUCACCCAGCAGCCACCCGUCUGUCACUGCACCUGCCUGGAGCCUCUCCCCAACAGUGCUGUUGCACAGGAUGUGCGAGUCGUGUGUUGAACCGGGCCACCUCGCAACAAUGUUGAGCAGAUUCAUCUGCGCAUCACAGAUGAUCUGCACAUUGAUGGAGUGAACGCCUUUACAGUUGAUGUAAGCGUACUCGUCAUUGGACAGCGCUUUUAUGGCAACAUGAGUGUAGUCAAUAGCUCCGAUUACGUUUGGGAAUCCGGCUAUUGCUGCAAAUUGCGUUUUAAUAUUGGCCUGUUCAUCCGCACUGUAGGGGAAUUUGAUGUACCUGCGGGAGAGGCGGAUCAGCUGGUCCACCACCAUGGGCAUGGCCCGGCUGAUGGUGGGCUGGCUCACCCCAGAACGGUCUGCCAUCUCCCGCUGGAAGGAGCCUGUGGCCAAGAAGCCAAGUGUGCCCAGCACCAGCGUUGGCACGGGCACCGCUCGGCUUCUGGCCGUUGUGCGCUGGAGCGCUGGGCGGAGCUCCUCACAUAGCUCCAGCAGGAUGGCCCACGGUAGCCGUAACCGGCUCACGAGCCACUCGUCUGAGUUCUGGAGCAGGUCCUCCCGCUCCAUGAAGUGACGCUCGCGUCGGAUUGUACGGUUUUUGAUGUCGUCUAGGAGAGCAAGUGCUGCCAUUGUUAAAGUUGUCUUCUUUAUUUGUAGUUGUAGUUGUAUUCUGCACAUGAGUACCGUUUCUCUUAUAACCACUCCAGUAAUGCCGACAGGUGUUCGUGUUUGUGUUAAUGAUUAACACAAACACGAACACCUGUCGGAUUAACAGUUAAUCCACUGCGAUGUGUGAACGCUUGUCACAUAGUGAGUCACCAAACACCGCCACACAGCAUCGCCAAAGUACUGUCAACGCAAGUAUCGGCUCAACGCCAACUUCUACACCACCUCCUCACGUGGAUUUGCGCUGGAACCGAUGCUCGUGUUGCGAUGAUAAAUCUGGACGUGUGCACCGAUCUUGGCAAAUGCAAGGUUUUCUGGUGCUGCCAGCAUUGAUACACGAGGCCCCUGGUGUCAGAUCCUCCUCCAGACCUCCACACCUUGUUUGUUCCUGGUGGUGGUUGGAAUAGAUCGAUUCACUAAUGAGCAGAAGAAAUCUGUAGAGGCAGCUCUGAGGGUGAUCGGGGAUCAAGAGUCCAACUCUUACCUGCUCUUCACAAAAGGGGAAAGGUUGGGUAGCAAGUCACAGGAUGAGUUCAUCAAGUCAGAUCCAGAAGGUCCCCUCAGACCUUUCGCUGAAAGGUUUGCAGGGAGACUUCAUGUGUUCAACAAUGAGAACGGAGGACAAGAACAAGUGAAAGAGCUGCUGAAGAAAUCAGGCCACCUCAGAGGUAAGUUAUGACAAGAUAACUUCAUAACUUGUAAGUUAUGAAACAAGAUUAAAUGAGCAGAAAUAAACCUAACCCCUAACCCUAUUCUUCCUGAACCUUCUUCUGAUGUCUAAUUUAUUGAAAAUUGCUUGAAAUCACUUAAAAGAUUUUUCACUGGAAAAAGACUUCAAGUGAAAGUGGCAAAAUUUGCCAAACUGAGAUAUGUUUGCCCCUUCCAUUUCAUCUUCAGCAACAGGUGCAGGGCUGGUAAAGGAAGGACCAGCAGAUUCAGAGGAGACUCAGGGACAGUGUGAGGGGGAGUUCAGAAUAGCCUUUGUCAGCCCAGUAAGAAGUAGCCAAAAUUUCACUGAAGAGUGACGUUUCAUGUCGGUAAGGCAGAGGGCUGUUGUUUGUGUGUGUGUGUGUGUGCAUUUGUGCUGAAUGUGCAACUUUCAACAAUGGCAGCACUUGUGCUGUUGGAGGACGCGGCAAACGGUGCAAUAAGAUGGGAGCGACACGAGAACCUGGCUGAUGACCCCUCUCUACAACCCCCGCACUGACCGAGAGUGGAGGUUCAAUAACCUCCACUCCCACACUCGGUCAAUGGUGGAGAGGGCCAUCGGCCAGCUGAAGGGUCGGUGGCGCUGCCUGCACCUAAGUGGAGUCAUGCUGCUCUAUUGCCUGGAAAAGGUGUGUCACAUUGUGAUGGCAUGUGGCAUCCUUCAUAAUGUGACCAGCCUGCUUGACGUCCUCCAGGCCGAGCGGCAUCCAUCCCCCCACGAGAUAACCAGAGGCUGGAGGGAUGGAUGCCGAUCCUGGCCGGGCAACCGUCCUUGCACAUCAGAAUUUCACUUCCACAAUGUGAAUGGGUAAGAAGCAAUGACACAAUUCAUGAAGCCAGAUUAAUUUAUUUUUUCCAUUAAACAUUGCAGAACAUUUAUCAGGCGGUCGAGCCGCUUACUGAUCCCCGUUAUUCCCCUAAUGAUGUCCUCAUGGGACUGCAGGGCUGCCUGUGUCAGGACCCUUCCGCUGGGUCCGGGUGGGCUGGAGGAUCAUCCACUGCUUGUUGGCCUGGUGCUGGUGCUGGGGCCGGUGGAGGGGCUGGCCCAAAUGCCGCUGGUCCUGGCAGAUGACUCUGAGCUGGCGGACCCAGCUGACCCCCACCUGUCUGGCCGGCACUCCUUUGGACAGCAGCUGUACACCGCCUGACCUCCACCUUGAGAUCCGACCACUUUUUUCUCUUCUCUGCAGGGGUGCGUUGCUCCGAACCCACCGUGUUCACCCUCUCACACACCUCAUCCCACUCACAACUUUUUUUUUGUGCUGACACCACUGGACAGGCUGCCAAACAAAAUCUCCUGUCUCUCCUUAACUUCCCUGACCAGCAUCUAUUUAAAUAAAUUUGCAUAUUUAUAGGUGGGCGUAACCGGGGAGGGCCCGGUCACUCCGACAUCUGCGCUUAGUUUCACACUGAUUGGGAUGUAUCAAGGAAAUGUGCGUGGAUUCUGGCGCACAGAUUGAUACAUCUGGAUUUUUUUCCUGCGUGCGCAACUUUCGGAUUCUUGCGACUGCCGUUUUUUAGUAUGAGAUCCACGCAAGUAUUGAUACAUAAGACCCCAGAUUUGCUUAUUAAAAACCAAUUUGGCUUCUCUUAUGAAAAGUUCUUGUAAAUUUUGGAAAUUGUGGGUUGCGAAUUUUUGGGGGCUUGUUCUAAAAGUGCAAUUGCUAAUUUGGGUUUGUUGUUCCUCCAAACCCAGGAAGGAUCUGCUGCUCACUCUGCAUUAUAACUCAAUUCAGAAGUUAUAAAAUUAUUGUCUUUGCAUCUCUCUCAUUCUCUCUCUGUUUUUCAUACGUUAAGGUGCCACUUUGAUAAGGUGUCUCUUUAUUUUACAUGUAUGGUUUCAGUGUGGGCAUAACUGUGUAUUUUCAUAAACACUUUAUUUAUCAAACAUUAAAAAGGCAUUAAUAGCAGUGUUUCUUUGACCCUACUUUCACUUCAAGAUUGGAUUUAUGACACUGUGGCCAUCUCUUGAAGUGAAAUUCUCUGUAAUUACUGAAAGAGCAUAUCCGUUUUUCAACAUGUUCAUCUCUGUCAUGUAGGCUGCUGCACUUUAUUUUAAUUUUUGAAAUGACAAAAAAUGCAUAUAUAUCCUCUGGUAUGUGCCUCUGCAUAUCGUAAUCAUGGUGGGCCGCCAUGGCCAAAAUUACCCGGGCCAUUUUUUUGUCCCAGUAACACAGAGAAGAGUUGUGCUUCUGGGUUUACCUGGAAACGGAAAGAGUGCUUCAGGAAACACCAUCCUGGGCUCAGAGGGGUUCAGAUCAGGCUGUGACCCUGACUGACCCCAUCACCACAGAGACUGAUUCUCGAUCAGCCACAGUGGAGGGACGUCAAGUCACUGUGGUCGACACUCCCAGCAUCACAGAUAAAGUUCUGUCUCCCAAAAAGCUGUUCCUGGAGAUUAUAGAGUCAGUCAGAAAGGCUAGACCAGGUCCUCACGCCUUCCUCAUAGUCGUGGAGAUCGGAAGAGUCAUGUCAGUAGAGAUCAAAAUGUUUGAGGUUCUUCUCAAGAUGUUUGGUGAAGAUGCUAAAAAGUACUUCAUGGUUUUGUUCACUUAUGGUGAUAAGCUGAAAGGUAAAUCCAUUGACACCUUCAUCAAUGGUAAGAGAGAGCUGAAAGAUCUGGUUGACCGCUGUGGAGGCAGAUACUGUGUGUUUGACAACACAAAGAUAGGAAACAGGGAGCAGGUCAGAAACCUCCUGGAUAAAAUCGAUGUCAUGGUAGAAACUAACAAACAAUACUUCACCUCUGAUUUGUUGAAGAAGCCAUCUGAGCUGUGGGAAUCCAUCAGGGAGUUCUUCCUCCAGCUGCUGGCUGAAAUAAGAGAGGCCUAUGAAAAUGUUCGUGAGAGAAUAAGGGGAAGAAGAUAUCAGCAUUUCAGUGAGGAUGACUGUGAGCUUAAGGAGGUCACAGGUGAUAAGACGGGGGUAGAGGAGAUCAGAACACAAAGUUUGGUGUUUCAAAUCCCACAUACGUAACUCUUGUUAUCAUAAUCUUAGAAAAUAAAUAUAUUUCCUCUUUAAUGAAAAGACCUUCAAGCUUUCUGAGAUCUGACAUAAUUUACAGUCUACAGACUGUAGGUAUUCACAGACCCAGAUCAGCCCCUCUUUUACAGUUAUCUUCAAUAUUAAAGGUCAGGGGGAAAAUUAUUCUUUUAUUAGCUUGUUGUAUGUAUAUAUAUAUUUGUGUAUUCAUAGUUGAUAAUGUGUUUAAACUGACUCUUUAUGAAUGAUGUCAGGUUAUAAUCAUUGAUGGUUCACUAUGGAGAAGGUUGAUUUAAUUCUUGUUUGUGAAAGUUUAUAAAUGUUUCACUAACAUGUAAAAUGUGAUUUCUGAAAAUGUUUGUCUUGUGAUUCUAGGAAAGGAAAUAAAAAUAUGUAUCUCCACUUUUUUCUGCAGCUUUCUGAUUAAUGAACUUGUGUUUAGAUCAUUUAUUCUUCAGUUGUUUUGAUGUUGAACAAUCACAGUUUUUUUUACACUAAUUGAAUGUACUUUAAUAGUAUCUGGUUGAAUAACAGAAAUCAGCUUAGACAUAUUUGUUAAUGAGGUUCUGCUUUGUAAUAGAGCUGUGUUAUUUCUUUAUUAUUAUUAUCAUUUUGUGUCUAUCACCUCAAAAUAAAAGCGACACCUACAUCUCUGAUGGUUGUGGGUCUUCCACAACAAAAAAUAAACAGCAAUCCGCUGAACGUGAUUCACUCCAACCAUGCUUGAUGGAGACUCCGCCCCUCUCUCAUAUCCACAACUUUUUUAAUGAAAAUAGGAAUAAAAAGUAGCUCACUGUCUGUCUGUCUGUCUGUCUGUUUGUCUGUUUGUUGUUGUUGUUUUUGUUUUGUUGUCUAUCUCCUGAGUUUUUAAAGACAUAGAGCUGUGGAUCGAAUAUUUACAGGAAACUGCUGCACAUCAAAUAAGGUUCAACUUUGACAUGAAGAAUUAUAAACUGCUCACAGGAAAAAUGAAUUUGAAACACACUAAAGGGAAGGAUAAUAUCUGUACAGGAUGGGUACUUUGACCUUUCUUAAUACUUUUUUCUCUUUCAGUGGAUUUGAAGUAUUUUAUCAUUUGCAGUUACACCCCAAACUUUGAUCUAAUCCGGAGCUCUGAGACUUUCUGAUCUGACUGAAUGUGAAGGAACAUUUUGUCUGGUCUGGAAAAGUCUGAUUACAAUACUUUUGUAAGUUACAAAAGACACCAGGGUUUCGGAUUUAUAGUUAAAGUUCAUUUUUGAUUGGAGAGGACUGAUCCUAAAUACGGUCAACAGACGACUUUAAACACGUCACUUCUGUGCUUAGACUCAUCCUACUGGUUAUGCUGUUGCUGUCCCUGCAUAGUUUCAGUAUCACAGUGAUGUUCUCCUCCACCUUAUCUUCUCAGUGAACCUGGAAUUUUCCAUCUUCUGAGCACAACCUGACUAAUAUUUCUCCACCAACUCCUUUGUGUUCAUACUGAGUCUGAAGUAAAGCACAACUUCUCAUGAAAAACGUUGUAAUAUUGAGCAAAAAUGCAUAAAAGUUUGUUCAUGAACAGUAGAACAGAACAGAUUAAGUUUUUAGCCAAAAUCAAGUCCCCUGUGUCAUUUUUAGGGCUUUUCUUUGCAGAGCUCCAGUAGCUCAUUAGAGUUGAGGGCGGAGACAGCGCUGCUCUGCACACUCCUCUUCACGCUAGCUUAUAGCCUAACACUGUCUGUGUGGUAGAAGAAGCAGGUAACAUCAGAGCUAUUCAGCUCUCGGACACUAAUGUCUUCAAGGAUAUAAUGAAAGUUAAUUUCAUAAUCAGCUUUCUUACGAACAUUGCAAUCCACUAAAACACAUGCUUGUUUCACGAUUGUCCUCUCUCUAAUUUCAGCAGUGCAAGGAUCACUGCUGAAAUUAGCAUAAGUGGCUAUCCACAGCUUUUACUCAAUCUGUUGACACCCACAUGAAUAAAGCAAGUAAAUAUGAUUCAUUCACGCAUUGAGAUUCACACAAAUGAAGCAAGUAGAUUAUUUCACUUGCGCUUGGUGUGAACACCCCGUAAAACUAAAGUUUUCUGACCCUGUUUUUUUUUUAAAGUAAAGAAUAAAACCAGAAUCAGUGAGACCAUCAACGCUGUAAACUUGUGGCAGACGGACAGACCUCUACAAAGACUGACCUUAUGAUAAAAUAUUCAAAACAGGAUUUCUUAGGCCGUGGAUCACAGGAUUUUAUUUUGAGGAGGAUUUCAGGGAGGAGCUUUGCUCAGUGGGUGUGGCUUUAUUUGAUCUGUUAAACGAGAAACCGAAAGCUCUUCUGACACCCUUUUCUGGAAACUCACCACAGCAGCAUCUCUACUCUCAGGUCAGUAUCUGUCUGUCUGUCUGUCUGUUUGUCUGUUUGUUGUUGUUGUUUUUGUUUUGUUGUCUAUCUCCUGAGUUUUUAAAGACAUAGAGCUGUGGAUCGAAUAUUUACAGGAAACUGCUGCACAUCAAAUAAGGUUCAACUUUGACAUGAAGAAUUAUAAACUGCUCACAGGAAAAAUGAAUUUGAAACACACUAAAGGGAAGGAUAAUAUCUGUACAGGACAGACACUUUGACUUUUUUCAAUACUUCAAUGUUUUUUUUUUCCUCUUUCAGUGGAUUUGAAGUAUUUUAUCAUUCGCAGAUACACCCCAAACUUUGAUCUAAUCUGGAGCUCUGAGACUUUCUGAUCUGACUGAAUGUGAAGGAACAUUUUGUCUGGUCUGGAAAAGUCUGAUUACAAUACUUUUGUAAGUUACAAAAGACUUUUGUAAGUGUGAAUGUCAUAUGAACAUGAAGACAACAAGAAAAACAUGAUUUUCAUCAGAGUGGGUCUUUAAAAACUUCCUCUUAUCCACUUUUACAACUUCUCUAGAUUUUCUGUAACAGCCAAACAGUUCAGUUUGGGUGAAGGUAGGAGAUGGAAGUUUAUCGUUGUACAAUUUAUGCUCUACAACACAACAGCCACAUGCUCUUAACAUGACCACAGCAAUACAAUUAUAGUCACCAUCCUUCCUGUUGAGACAUGAUCAAUACCACGGCUAUCUAUGACUAUUGUUAUUGAAUUUCCCCUCUGGGAUAAAUAAAGCUCUUCUUAUCUUACUCCAGAUUGUAAGUAUGAUUCCAUUACUGGUGCUUUUCCUGCUUCGGCUUCUGAUUUUCAUCGAUUUUGUCUUGGAUUGAAUUUAAUUUUAUUUCACUGGAUUAAAGUAGAUCAGAUUAGAUUAGAUUAGAUUAGGUUUCAUGGUUAGAGGUGAAAAAUUUCACAAUGGAAGAAAACUUAGCUCCCUAGCGCCCCCCUUCAAAGUGUAUACCCUGAGCUAAUUGUGCUGGUUAUGGGUCUUUUCCAGAGGUCCCAAGAGGAUCAACAUACUGUGUUCACUGGAUCUGUACUAAAGAACCAGAGCCCAUGGUGAGCCCUCUAGGUUAGGGUUAAGUAGUUUCAGGUCAGCUUUGCACACCCCAAUCCAAUCCAAACAUCCCAUAAGGGCCAAAGCCUGAAGUAAUUCAUAUGGUCAUACGUCAUCAUAGUCAUAGCACCCCCUUGUGGCCAAACGAAGUACCAUACAGUCCCUCUGUAAACUUAAAUACCAUUCAACAGAUCUACGUAAACACUGAUCAGGAUAUCCUUCCAAUGUUGAACUUGAUGUUUCCAAAAGCCCCAUGAGUUUCAUGGGAGGGCGGUGUGACAAAAUGAGGGUUUUGGCAGGAUGUCUGAUGUAACUUCCUCUGUCCUCAGGCUCUCCAGUACCGGCCUUUUAACCUUUUAAUGCCAAGUCAAACCGAAAACAGACGGGGAGGCGGCUUUCAGUUUUUAUGGUCCCUGAUUGAGGAACAGCCUGCCAGAAGAGGCUCAAGACUCACUUUUUUAACCUGGCUUUUUUGCCAUUUUAGAUUUCUCUUUUUGCAAAUGUUCAUUUUAAUCAAAGUUCUUCAUGUUUAUUUUAUGUCACUCUAUUCGUUAUCUCUGUUCUUAGCCUUUUUUAGUUUCCCGUCACAGGUUUUUACUCCUUUUACCCCUUCUAUUUAUUUGUUCAUUUAAUAUUAUUUUCUUAUUUUAAGUCCAUCAGGUUUUACUCUUUUCACCAUUUUUAUCUUCAUUUUUAUCUCCAGUGUUUCCUUAAGGUCACUCGUUCCUCAUGUAAUGACUUGGUGUCAGGCCAUGUCUCUUUAACUUAUAUCUUUAAUUCUCACACUGUGUGCGGUUGUGUAUGUGUGUGUAUGUGUGGGUGAAUGAGGGUGUGUGUGUGUGUCUUUGUGUGCGUGUGGGUCCAUGGGUGUAUGUGUGGGUAGAAGGGUUGGGUUUUUGUUUUUAUUGUUGUUUUUAGCCUCUGUGAGGAACUUUGAACUGCAUUUCCUUUUGUACGAAAAGUGCCAUAUAAAUAAAGCUGAAUUGAAUUGAAUUCAGUGAGUGUAAAGCUCUCUAAGUAGUCUUAUAACACUCAAGCGAUCACUUUGUCCCUGUCCAUAGAACAAGUGUGCUGCUGAUAUACUGCUUCUCAUGGAUAUUAAGUUUGCCAUGCCCACCAAAAUAAAAGCACAACAACCAAAUACCUUUCAGAUAUUUUCACCCUUCUCCUUUUCCUUUUACAGGUUUUGACUCACUCAAAGAUGAAUCCACGUCCAGGAGAAGAUCUCAACCUCAUCUUUUUUAGGGACUCUGAAGUCGGUAAGAGAGGAAACACCAUUCUGGGGUGGAGAGCGUUUACAUCAGAAUCAUCCUUUAGACCAGUGACAAAGGGAAUCACUGUAGAAGAAGGAACUGUCUUUGGGAAGAAGAUCUCAGUGAUUGACACUCCAGGAGUGUUGGGCUCUGAGGGUGAGAUUAAGACCUGGGGCUCUAUUUUCGUUCGCGCCGGUGAGGCGGCGGAGGGCGGCGAGCCCCGCGCAGUUGUAUUUUCGUCUGGUGGAGCCCGGCGUAAGGCGAGUUUGGUAUUUUCGUGGACUGAGUCGCACGGAGGCGAGCCGAGAUCCGCCAAGCUGGGCGUGGUGGCGUGGCAGGGGGAGGUGUUGACAGAAUCAGCUGGCGCAGUGACAUUUUCGUGCUCGCCACUGGCGUGUAACGUGCGCUGAAAGCUCGCCGAUUCAAACCUGGUCAGCUUUCAGCGCAAGGCGGAACGCAGCUGGUCUAGUAGUAUUUUGGUAGACCGGCGGCGUAUCGACAUACGUCACUGAUGCCUCACCGGCAGGUUUCCACAGUGUCAGGCACAUUUCAGUGCAAUAAAUAAUCACCAACAACUAUUAAUCUGAGUCAGCACAUAUAUUUAGAUCUAUAUCGAUAUAUUCUGAUCUAUAUCUGAUCUGAUGAGCGCGUUUGGCACGCGUUUGGACACACAAACUGACCGAAUCAACACAGCUGAAACUGCAUCAAAUUAAAUUAAAUAUCUAGUAAAUAAACACACAUGAUGAAGUUAACAAGAUAUGUAAUGUGUCUCCCUCCUUUUCUUUCUUCCUCUUAUUUCUCGCACAGCUCGACCUGGACACGUCUCCGUGUCCUCUGUCCGUCUUCCUGCUGCUGCUGCCGCUGAACAGAUGAUUUGUUUCAGUGCUCAGAUGCGUUAUCUACUUUAAGCCGACAUACGGAUAUUAUAAUAUUCAGUUUUGUGAGCCAAAUUUAUUUUAUAUGCCAACAUCUAUGAAAGAAAGAGCCAGGCCACGGAGCGCGAUGCGUCAUUUACGCACAGAUGGUUCAGAUUUUAAUGCCAUUUUUGGAGUUUAUGUUGUGAUCUCUGCGCUCAACCCACCUUUGUCACGUGAGGUUUGAAUAUGAGCAACUUUAUGUGAGUGUCUUUAUUUGUGGAAAAGGGUGUUUGUCUUACCAGUGGGUCCAACAUUACGCACACCAAAUCCAUCUGUGCUCAGAUGAGAGAGUGUGGAGGACACUUGUUGAGGAGCUCCCCUCUGUCGCCAUCUUGUGGCAUUACUGUCUUAAGACAUCUCUUGAUCUCUUUGACUACUUCAUGAAAAUAGUAAUACGCCUCGCCUGUGGCAGAUUUAAAGGCGAGAAGAGGAGCUAAUGUGAUUGGUGAAAACAGGUCUCGGCUGUGUUAAACCCCCUCUCCUCCCCGUCUAUGAUUUAUGCUGCCGGGAGGAGCUGAGUUAGGGAGGGGGGAUACUUAUGCCGGGCUGCGCGGCUCACCAAAAUACCAAAAUGUGCUUGGGAACGCCUUGUCAGCGCGGCGGAUCUGAUUGACUCUGCGCUUGCGGCACGUCUCCGGCGAGGCACCAAAAUAGAGCCCCUGGUGUCAGAACCUCCUCCAGACCUCCACACCUUGUUUGUUCCUGGUGGUGGUUGAAAUAGGUCGAUUCUCUGAUGGAGGCAGCUCUGAGGGUGAUCGGGGAUCAAGAGUCUAAAGGUCCUUACACACCGGCGAAUUUGCGGAGCGAAGCGAAAAAGCGAGACGAAAAUUGCGAAUAUUCACCGGUCUGAAAAAUCGCUUUCGCCUAUACACACCGGCCGCGAAGCGAAUAUGCGUAUAUUUUUUGCAAAGCGAAUUAAUAAAGUCGCUCUGCGGCACGGAGGAGAGGAGAUGCAGGGUGGAAGACAAGAGAGUGUCAUCUUGUGAGAAAACUACUUCAUUAGUAAUUAGAAAGAGUUUUGGAUGCACCUCAGCUGCCUUUCUCUGCGUUUUCAUAAUCUCAAACUUCUCCCUCUCCUCCAGCCGUAUGGGUCUGUGAUGUCAUCAACAACAUGACUUUUGAUUGGCCAGAGGUCUAGCAGGUCCAGAUAUUCGCCUGCGAAUAUCCGAAAAAUUCGACACAAGAGCGAAAAAAUAAAAGCGGCUUUUCGCCCCGCGGAAAAAUCGCCGCCGGUAUGGAAGCUUGCAUUGACUUUAUGCUGUUUUAAAAAAAGGCGAAUAAUUCGCCUGGCGAAUUCUCGCCCGGUGUGUAAGGACCUUAACUCUUACCUGCUCUUCAUAAGAGGGGAAAGGUUGGGUAGUGAGUCACUGGAUGAGUUCAUCAACAAAGAUCCAGAAGGUCCCCUCAGACCUUUUGCUCAAAAGUUUGCAGGGAGACAUCAAGUGUUUAAUUACAAAUAUACCAGACAAGAACAAGUGAAAGAGCUGCUGGAGGAAUCAGGCCUCCUCAGAGACAGUCGGUCAUGGUGCUGGUUAUGUACCCUGUUGACUUGAGUCAACUGUCCGAGUCCAACUGAGAGCUCCUGUGUAACUUAUGAAACACAGACAGAAACUGUGUUUACCUGACCCAUCAGACAGAAAAUCUUGUUUUUGACGUGUGCUCCUGGGAAAUGAUGAUCUUUGAGGUUUGCUGAUGUAAAUGUGGAACCCCAGAUUAUUCUGAGCUAAAAGAAAUGCUGAGCUACGAGCAUGUGUAAGGUUACUAUGUUAGGGACAAAUUUAAGUCCCUUAAUUUGGGAUUAUUUUAAGAAAGAGUCUGAAGAUUUAUGUUUCAUUUCCAUGUACAGAGAACCCGCCGGUGAGGAUGGUGCUGCUGGGCCUCUCUGGAGACGGGAAAAGUUCAACAGGAAACACCAUCCUGGGCGCCGAGAGGUUUGAAUCAACUGCUAGUUUUAACCCAGUCACAGGAGAGACGUCCUCUGCAUCAGAAAUGGUGGAGGGACAACGCGUCACUGUGGUGGACACUCCUGGACUGUCUGGAAAACAUUUGUCUCGCAGACAGCUGUACCAGAAGAUCAUGGGGUCAGUACAGGCGGCUGAACCCAGGUCCACACGCCUUUGUGAUUGUGGUCAGAAUCGGCAGAAUCACAGACAUACAGAUCAAACUGUUUGAGCUUGUUGAAAGGUUCUUUGGGAGAAAUGCUCUAAACUAUGUGGUGGUUCUUUUCACCUACGGGGAUGAGCUUAGAGGCGAGUCUAUUGACAAUUUGAUCCGGACCAGUCAACCAGUAUCAGACCUGGUCAGCCGUUGUGGAAAUCGAUACUGUGUGUUUAACAACGUGUGUAACGAUCAGAAUGAAAACAGAAGUCAGGUGAGGGAACUCCUGACUAAAAUCAGAAAGAUGUCACGCUGGAACGAAGUGCCUUACACCUCUGAGUUAUUCCAGAGGACUAUGCGCGCACGAUUUAAAUUACGCGUGAAGUGGUGGGCAGUGCGCCAUUGGUUCGCUCAGUUUCUAUCAUGUGUUGAUGCCUUAAGGCAUCAACACAUGCACCAUGGCUACAGGCCUGUUCCAAAUCAGCAGAGGCCGCAUGCUCAUUAG